Aspergillus caelatus is the source of this 1622-nucleotide messenger RNA. Its product is annotated as dihydrofolate reductase. The record is from RefSeq and is a predicted model, not a curated record. Gene Ontology annotation, cellular component: mitochondrion. Gene Ontology annotation, biological process: folic acid metabolic process; dihydrofolate metabolic process; tetrahydrofolate biosynthetic process. The transcript has a single exon. Bases 190 to 936 code for a protein of 248 amino acids. NCBI's taxonomy places the organism in Eukaryota, Fungi, Ascomycota, Eurotiomycetes, Eurotiales, Aspergillaceae. Gene Ontology annotation, molecular function: NADP binding; dihydrofolate reductase activity.
CUCAGCUCCAACUUAUACAAUUCAACAACUCUAUGACCUAACCUUUUGAACAUAACCAUAUAAUUCUACAACAAGCAAAACCUCCUACAACCCCCCAUCACCUAGGAAAAAGUUCCAACCUCGCAACCAACACUACCCACCCAGAAAAAAAGCAACCAACCCCUCACCACCCCACCAAGCUAAGCAAAAAUGCCACCAACAAACCCCCUCACCCUAAUAGUCGCAACGACCCCAGUCCCCACGCGCGAAAAAACCCUCCUCGGAAUCGGCCUAAAUGGCACGCUCCCCUGGCCGCGCAUAAAAGCCGACAUGAGCUUCUUCGCGCGCGUGACAACCCGCCCCCCACGCCCAGGUACAACAAAUGCCAUGAUCAUGGGCCGGAAGACAUACGAUUCCGUGCCUAAGAGUCUGCGGCCGCUGGGGAAGAGAAUUAGUGUUGUUAUUACGCGGGAUGUGGCGGGUGUGAGUAAACGGGUCUCGGAGGAAUUGGAGAGGAAGAGGGCGAAAAUGGAUGCCGCUGCUGCUGCGGCUACUUCUGCUGGGGAGAAUAAGGAGGAGGGGCCGAUUACGGAUGCGAUUGUUAGUUCUGGGUUGGAAGCGGCGCUUGGAGAUGUGGAGGAGAAGUUUAAAGGGGGGUUGGGGAGCGUUUUUGUGAUUGGGGGUGCGGAGAUUUAUUCGGCUGCUUUGAAAUUGGGAGGCGAUCGACCGGUUAGGAUUGUUAUGACGAAUGUUGAGAAGAAGGGGUGGGAUGGGGAGAAGGCUGGGUUUGAGUGUGAUACUUUCUUUCCGAUUGAUGAGGAGUUGCUCAUGGAGAAGGGGUGGAAGAAGGUGAGUGCGGAGGAAGUGACUGAGUGGGUGGGUGAGCCUGUCAUGGGUGAAUGGAAAGACGAAGGCGAGGUUAGGAUUCAGAUGGUUGGAUAUGAACGGGUCAAUUGAAGUUUCGGGCACUGUGCACAGUUUAGCCUCUUAUUUUCUUGUAUAUAACGAUAGCGUUCGAUUGCUUUGUGCAAUGAUAAUCUAUAUAGGGCGAGUCUUCCCCAUCUGAGGUUCAAUGCUAGGCAUCUGCAGUCAAAGAGGCGCUUGCUAAUGAAGACAUAUCUAUCAACAAAAAGACGUCAAACUCCGUCAAGCAUAAUUAAGUAUACAGGCAUCCUCCGCUGAUACACACUUGGUAGUAGAAACAGCGCUAAGAAAAGUACAGUUUAUAGUAAGAUCAGUAUGUGCAUGAUGCUCAAGCUCAAAUAUAUGCAAAAACAAAACAAAAGAUGCUUCCCAAGACCAGGAAUGCGUGCAGGUACCGAAACAUAACGCCGGUCAAUGCUAUAAAGACGUUGACAAUAUGUAUACGGUUGCAUUCUCUUUUACAGCAAGCGGCUCGAGCUGCUUAAAGAGAAUCACUCGUUCUCCUUCAUGAACUUCACGAAAGCCUUCUUAUGGACUAGACCCGCGUACUGUCCAUUUUGAAGGACGCAUAGGUACCGUAGGCCUAGCUUAGCGAAGCACUGGUAAACAAGGUCCACAGGUGAGUGGAUAUCAAGAGCAAUGGGGGCCUAUACAUGCAUCAGCUUGUGAUGAGAUAUGGGGAUUUCUUUUCACAUACCGGGUCAAUAUAGCGGUUAAAG